Molecule: messenger RNA, 744 nt
Organism: Aaosphaeria arxii CBS 175.79
Lineage: Eukaryota; Fungi; Ascomycota; Dothideomycetes; Pleosporales
Product: polysaccharide lyase family 3 protein
Exons: 2
Coding region: 1-744 (247 amino acids)
Biological process (GO): pectin catabolic process
Cellular component (GO): extracellular region
Molecular function (GO): pectate lyase activity
Source: RefSeq, a predicted model, not a curated record
AUGAAGUUCCUUCCUAUCGCUAUCCUCUUCGGCUGCUCCGUCGCCCAAAACCUCAAGAUCCCGUCCCGAGUCGGCAAUGUCGUGGCCCUGAGCAAGCCUAGCGUCAUCCCCAAGGGAAAGACCGUGAACCUCGGAAAUAAGGAGUUCGACCGUGGCAUGGCCUGCAAGGAUGGUGACACCGGUUCUGACAACGCUGUCUUCAUCUUGGAGGACGGUGCUACCAUCGAGGAUGUCAUCAUCGGCCCCAAGCAGCUCGAGGGUAUUCACUGCAAGGGCAAGUGCACUAUCCGCAGGGCCUGGUUCCGUGAUAUCUGCGAGGAUGCCAUCUCCAUCCUCGGCACCGGCAACGCUCUGAUUGAGGGUGGCGGUGCCCAGAACGGUGAGGACAAGGUCAUCCAGCACAACGGUGCCGGUACCGUUACCAUCAAGGACUACACCGUCGACAACGUCGGCAAGGUGUACCGCUCUUGCGGAAACUGCUCCAACAACAAGUCCAAGUCUCCUCGCAAGGUCAUCAUCACCAACCUCAGGGCCACCAACGUCAAGACCAACAUCGCCGGUAUCAACAGCAACUACGGUGAUCAGGCCACUAUCUCCGGCUCCUGCGGCACCAACAAGGGCGAUGUCUGCCAGGAAUUCGCCGGCAAGGAGAAGAGCGAGGGCGGAGGCGACUCUAAGAAGCUCACCACUAAGGGUAGCUGCCUCGGUGCCCAGGGCAAGCUCAUCACUCUUCCUAGGUGCUAG